This is a messenger RNA of Piliocolobus tephrosceles (Ugandan red Colobus), 1278 nucleotides long. Its product is annotated as low-density lipoprotein receptor-related protein 5. Gene Ontology annotation, molecular function: protein binding. NCBI's taxonomy places the organism in Eukaryota, Metazoa, Chordata, Mammalia, Primates, Cercopithecidae. Bases 1 to 1218 code for a protein of 405 amino acids. The record is from RefSeq and is a predicted model, not a curated record. Gene Ontology annotation, cellular component: plasma membrane; signaling receptor complex. The transcript is spliced from 8 exons.
AUGCCAGCAGCCCACCCAUGUGCCCGUGACAAUGGUGGCUGCUCCCACAUCUGUAUUGCCAAGGGUGAUGGGACACCACGGUGCUCAUGCCCGGUCCACCUCGUGCUCCUGCAGAACCUGCUGACCUGUGGAGAGCCGCCCACCUGCUCCCCAGACCAGUUUGCAUGUGCCACGGGGGAGAUCGACUGUAUCCCCGGGGCCUGGCGCUGUGACGGCUUUCCCGAGUGCGACGACCAGAGCGACGAGGAGGGCUGCCCUGUGUGCUCCGCCGCCCAGUUCCCCUGUGCGCGGGGCCAGUGUGUGGACCUGCGCCUGCGCUGCGAUGGCGAGGCCGACUGUCAGGACCGCUCAGACGAGGCGGACUGUGACGCCAUCUGCCUGCCCAACCAGUUUCGGUGUGCCAGCGGCCAGUGUGUCCUCAUCAGGCAGCAGUGCGACUCCUUCCCUGACUGCGUCGACGGCUCCGACGAGCUCAUGUGUGAAAUCACCAAGCCGCCCUCAGACGACAGCCCGGCCCACAGCAGUGCCAUCGGGCCCGUCAUUGGCAUCAUCCUCUCCCUCUUCGUCAUGGGUGGUGUCUAUUUUGUGUGCCAGCGCGUGGUGUGCCAGCGCUACGCGGGGGCCAACGGGCCCUUCCCACAUGAGUAUGUCAGCGGGACCCCACACGUGCCCCUCAAUUUCAUAGCCCCAGGCGGUUCCCAGCAUGGCCCCUUCACAGGCAUCGCGUGUGGAAAGUCCAUGAUGAGCUCCGUGAGCCUGAUGGGGGGCCGGGGCGGGGUGCCCCUCUACGACCGCAACCACGUCACAGGGGCGUCGUCCAGCAGCUCGUCCAGCACGAAGGCCACGCUGUACCCGCCGAUCCUGAACCCGCCGCCCUCCCCGGCCACGGACCCCUCCCUGUACAACGUGGACGUGUUCUACUCUUCCCACAUUCCGGCCACCGCGAGACCGGACAGGCCCUACAUCAUUCGAGGAAUGGCGCCCCCCACGACGCCCUGCAGCACCGACGUGUGUGACAGUGACUACAGCGCCAGCCGCUGGAAGGCCAGCAAGUACUACCUGGAUUUGAACUCGGACUCAGACCCCUACCCGCCCCCACCCACGCCCCACAGCCAGUACAUGUCGGCAGAGGACAGCUGCCCGCCCUCGCCCGCCACCGAGAGGAGCUACUUCCACCUCUUCCCGCCCCCUCCGUCCCCCUGCACGGACUCAUCCUGACCUCGGCCGGGCCACUCCGGCUUCUCUGUGCCCCUGUAAAUAGUUUUAAAUAUGAACAAA